Molecule: messenger RNA, 1629 nt
Organism: Aspergillus ochraceoroseus IBT 24754
Lineage: Eukaryota; Fungi; Ascomycota; Eurotiomycetes; Eurotiales; Aspergillaceae
Product: LysM peptidoglycan-binding domain-containing protein
Exons: 5
Coding region: 1-1503 (500 amino acids)
Source: RefSeq, a predicted model, not a curated record
AUGGCGAGAUUUCACUACCUGUUGGCUGUGAUUCUCGCUGCUGCUGGGAUCGUAUCCAGCCAGGAUCCCAUCAUUCCUCAAGAUGCGCCUCCUGCUGAAACCUCUCCAAGCCAUCCCACGCUUCCUGGAAUUGCUCCUAACUGCAACAGAUGGUACACGGUCAAACGCGGAGACACUUGCUACGCGACUGCGCAGAACUUUGGCAUCAGCCUAGAUGAUUUCUUCAACUGGAACCCUGCCGUUUCGAAGGAUUGUCUGCAGAAGUUUUGGCCUGACUACUCGUACUGCAUUGGCGUGGGCACUGCUCCUCCUCCUCCUCCUCCUCCUCCUCCUCCUCCUCCUCCUCCUCCUCCUCCUCCUCCUCCUCCUCCUCCUCCUCCUACCACUACCGAAACUACAACCGUGAGUUCGAGUACUACGUCUCAGACGACAAGUUCCGCCAAUGCCACCACAGGAUAUUCGGUCAUCAACCCGAUCACUUCCUGGAAUCUUACCCUGACCAGCACCGACACUGCAUGGCCUCCUACCAAGACUCAGGCAGGACAGCCCUCGACAUGCAACAAAUGGCAUCUUGUCCGGGUUGGAGACACGUGUGAUACAAUCCAAGCCCGAUAUGUUGCAUGGGUCAGCUUCGAGGAGUUACUCCAAUGGAAUCCUGGCCUUGCAGAGGACUGCCAAUUCCCGUUUGUGGGCUGGUGGGUUUGCGUGGGAACGCAGCCCCAGACUUCUCUGAGCUUCGACUAUCCAACCAGCGGGCCUGUCAUCAUUCCAGAGCCAACGAUUCACACGCCCAUGCCAACCAGUAUCCCGGGCUCCGAAUUUACAGCUUCCCCGACUCAGUCGGGACUCGUGUCUGGAUGCCAGGGAUUCCACUAUGCAACCGCUGGCGACUCGUGUUCUAGGAUCCUUGCGGAAUAUGAUUUCUUGACCGAAAAGCAAUUGCAUCAGUGGAACCCGGAUUUGAAAGCCGACUGUUCCGGUCUUCACGCCAGCUACUACUAUUGUGUUGCGGCAUUUUCCACGGGCGAUGUCCCCAUGCCACCCACCGUGACGGCAACCCCAACGCCAACCCAGAUGGGGACCACGCAGAACUGCACGGCAUGGUACAAGACCAACCAUGACGACAGCUGCUGGGGGAUCGCAGUCAUGUUUGGCACCUUCUCGGAGCAGGACUUUGUGGCGUGGAACCCUUCGGUGGGGAAAACGUGUGCGUGGAUCAAGGACGACGCGUGGUAUUGCGUCAGAGACCCGAACACGCCUCCGACGCGAACUGCGCCUCUUCCCACCGACAUCUUCCCGACCAAGACGCCUCGCCAGCCGAAUGCGACCAGCUCCUGCGCCAGCUGGUGGUUUGUCUCGAGCGGCGACACGUGCGACUCCAUCGCCGUGGCGAACGGGAUCUCGCUGGAGGCGUUCUACCAGUGGAAUCCGGAUGUGAAUACGGCGGAGGGAGAGUGCAAGAAUCUGCAGCUGGAUUAUGAGGUGUGCGUUGGGGUUAAAUGAUUUUCAUAAGAUGAGGAUAAAAUAUGGGGUAGUUAUCUCGAGACAAAUCCACUCUGUAACUAGUAGUUCGACGACGGACAACGACCUGUAGAUAUUUUUCACUCCGCCUGAUUUGACAAGCCACUU